This is a messenger RNA of Drosophila nasuta, 828 nucleotides long. Its product is annotated as ficolin-1-like. NCBI's taxonomy places the organism in Eukaryota, Metazoa, Arthropoda, Insecta, Diptera, Drosophilidae. Bases 23 to 748 code for a protein of 241 amino acids. The transcript has 2 exons. The record is from RefSeq and is a predicted model, not a curated record.
AGUUCGACAUUACAAGUCCGCAAUGAAGAGCUUCGUGUGCAUUCUUUUGUCAGUCCUCUGGCUGGCUUUGGCCUCGGCUGAGUUCAAUUCGUCUAUAUCGCUAUUCAAGAAGUAUCCCGAUUCCUGCACCUCUGCCAAGCCCAAAAAGAAUGGCAUCUACAAGAUUCAAGUAAAUGGAGUUCUUCUCUCCGUCUUCUGCGAUGUGUAUCUUGCUGGAUCUCCUUGGUUGGUUAUUCAGCGACGCUCCGAUGUCUCGGUUAACUUCUACAGGAAUUGGGUAGCGUAUCAACAAGGAUUCGGUGACAUCAGCAGCAGCUUCUUUAUCGGACUGGACAAUUUAAACUUGCUAACGGUAUCACAACCACAUGAACUUUACGUUCACUUGAAGGACUUUGAUGGACAGACACGUUAUGCCAAAUAUGAUCAGUUUGCCAUUGGCAAUGAGGCUAAUUUGUAUGGUCUGAACACGCUGGGCAACUAUUCGGGCACAGCUGGAGAUGGUUUGAAAUAUCAUCUGAAUAUGAAGUUCUCAACCUAUGAUCGGGAUAAUGAUAACUCCACCAGAAACUGUGCUGUCGAUUACACUGGUGCCUGGUGGUACAAGACAACCCAUUACAGCAAUCUGAAUGGUUUAUACUUUGGCGGAGAUGUUUCCGCAAAUCAAGUGGGUCGGGGUAUAACUUGGUAUCAUUGGCGAGGCGAUCGGUAUAGUUACCAAGAAGUGCACAUGAUGAUACGUCCAAAGUAAACAAAUGCAUAUAUAUAUAAAAGUUGUAAAUAUAUCGAUAGCUAUGAAAACAUCAAUAAACAUAAUAAAUCUAUAGUAAA